UCUUUUCACGCCGUCAGACUACGACUUUUACACUGGCGAGAGCAUGAACCCCGAGGGUAUGGUCGUCCUUUGCAACUAUCGCGAGGACGGUGUCACCCCCUACUUCAUCCUCUGGAAGGACGGACUCAAGGAGACCAAGAUCUAGACGUUUCCAGGCUGUGCAGCGACACGCACUCCCGCUGCUGCAAACUUCGUCACUUUCUUCUGCUUUCCGCUUUCACGUCGCACAUCAGCACAAGCUCGUCC
Ceraceosorus guamensis is the source of this 246-nucleotide messenger RNA. RefSeq lists its product as hypothetical. NCBI's taxonomy places the organism in Eukaryota, Fungi, Basidiomycota, Exobasidiomycetes, Ceraceosorales, Ceraceosoraceae. The record is from RefSeq and is a predicted model, not a curated record. The transcript is spliced from 3 exons. The annotation marks the transcript as partial.